CUGUUGCUGAUGGGUUUGUUUUGGAUGACCACACAUAGACGAACGCUGCCUUGUUGUGUAUAUAAAGGGGGACUGCUUCUCUAGAUGGCAUACAAACCUCUGUCAGACAGGUCAGGAACAUUUCUUUGGGGGGAAAUGGCUUUACAGGACCUGUGCAAUUUCAAGGACAUCUUUCUGGACACUGAAUGUCCUUCAGUGCUUUUUGGAAAGAAGACUGGUUGUAACUAUGUGAGCGGUUCGCCCUUCAGCAGCAGCACAAGUCUGUUUAACUUUUAUACACCAGUUGCAGAGUACCUGGACGAAAGCCCGAUCCAGUUUGGGCAAAUCAGCGCCGUCCAGAGAUCCAGCGCCGACUCCAUCUUGCCGUCUUUCUACAGCAUUCCUCCGGCCUCCUCUCAGUCCGUCCCCUUACCGUUCCCCAUGUCCCACGGCACCACCACCUUGGCGUUCACGUUCCAAGGCGGCGUGCUGGCCGCGGCGGACACCCGUUCCAGUUGCUCCGGCCUCGUGGCGUGCCCUGCUGCCCAGAAGAUCUUGCCCAUUCACAGCCACCUGGUGGGCACCACGUCGGGCACGUCGGCCGACUGCGCCCUCUGGAAACGGAUUCUGUCUCGAGAGCUGCGGCUCUACCAGCUCCGCCACGGACGACGGUUGUCCACAAGCGGAGCCGCCAAACUACUUUCGCACAUGCUUCACCCAUUUAAGGGGACAGAGCUGUGCGUGGCUGCCACGCUGUGUGGGUGGGAUGGAGGAGAUGAUGGUGCAACGACUGAUCCUGGAAAGUCUGAUACCAGUCUUGAAAAGGCCUCUCUGGAUAAGACUCAGAGCUCUUCUUCAACAAUUGUUGGUCAACACUGCAGAAAGAAAGCGAGUUCUUCUGGUCCCAGUCUGUACUACGUGUGCAGCGAUGGCACUCGCCUGCAGGGAUCGCUCUUCUCCGUGGGCUCGGGAUCGCCCUACGCCUACUCAAUUUUGGACCAAGGGGUUGGAUGGGGGCUGACGCUGGCCGAGGCCACGUCAAUAGCCAGAGAAGCCGUAUACAGAGCCACGCACAGGGACGCAUACUCAGGAAACUGUGUAGACGUCUAUCACGUCUCCUCAAAAGGCUGGACUCGCAGGAGCAGAGAGGAUUUGAAAGAGGAAUAUUACAGAGAGAAAGAAAGAAAGACAAGAGAGACGGGACGCGACUUUGUCUGAGCGAAGACAUGAAACAGACAUGGAGAAAAAGAAAGGAAAACAUUUGGGAGUAUUUUGGAGAGACGUGACGGCAGCAGAUACUGAAUUAAUGAACAGGACAGGCAGUUGCAUCCUCCGGGCUAUUUCCUCAAAUGAUUUGGGCAUGCAUAUCGUUCCCUCUAAUAAACAGCUGAUGUUUUGUUUGCGCUGAUGAUAAAAUGUAUUCUAACAGCGCUCUGUUGCUGCCUGGCAUUUUGAUUUUGGACGCUAAAACAUUAUGAAUCAUUUCAAGUAUGUGAGAGAUAAUUACAACCUACUGCUGCAUGUGUCUGAAUCACUCCGACACACACAGAGAGCAGCAGAGGGAAGAACCCAAAAUCUAAAGGCCCUGCUGUGUGUGAGGGAGCUAAUUUGGCUGUAUGGCAGUAACCGGUAUAGUUGAGAACUGAUUUGUGUCUGCUGUCAGAAUUCGUUGGAGGUUUCUCUGACACGUCAAUAAAUUAUUGAAUAAAAGCAAUUUUGCUGAACUUGCCAGUUCAUUUUGUUAGAGCAGUCUGGUAGUAAAUUAAGCAAACUAGUAAUUAUUGUAGGGGGAAAGGUAGAGAGCGGUUCAUCCUGAUCUCACUGUUCAACCCUGAUUUUAAUCUACACUGAUGGCAGAUUAAAGCUUUCAAAGGUUAGGCAAUUUUACCAUAUGGGAGGAAACUUUAUAGCAUGUUAAUUAUGCAGGCUGUUCUUAUACACUGUUCAUAGCUAUACCUACUGUGCUGGAAAAAUGCAAACAUGCUGCACAUUCCUAAGGUCAUGACAGGUGACACUCAUUGCCCUUAAGGCCUAUUUGUGUUUCAGUGUUGCAUACUUAGUCAACGAACUUGUAGCACCUAUUUGAGGACAAGUAACCCUAAAAAGGACAGAAGUGUCAGUCAGACAGACAAUGUAAGAUACACGACUGUGAGCCUGCACGCAAGGGUAUAAAUGUCACGAAACGGAGAGACUCAGGGCUCUCAGCCCUGAACAUUUAUGUUGAUGGUUGUUUGCCCAUUUGCAAGUGUUUAUUAAACCUUUAAAAGACUCUUUCUUGA
Molecule: messenger RNA, 2258 nt
Organism: Sebastes umbrosus (honeycomb rockfish)
Lineage: Eukaryota; Metazoa; Chordata; Actinopteri; Perciformes; Sebastidae
Gene: psmb11b
Product: proteasome 20S subunit beta 11b
Exons: 1
Coding region: 85-1197 (370 amino acids)
Cellular component (GO): proteasome core complex
Source: RefSeq, a predicted model, not a curated record